CCAUUGUGGAACUGAGUGUGCUGGUGAUUCAUUUCUCGGAAUUGACCUUGCUAUGAGUCAUUCGCUGGAAGGCAGAGUCGGGGAUACCGCGCCUGUCUGCCGGUUGCUUGCUUUGGUAUACACGCAUACCGCUCACCGCGAACACUUUUAACAAAUAAUUUUGUGUUUCGCGAUCUAAAUAAGAAACAAUAACAAAAAUGUGUGAGUGUACAAAACAAAAAAACAGUUAAAUAGAUUUGGCUCGCAAAUUCUAAAACUACUUGUAAAUAUUUUUGUGUUCUUUUAUAGUUGGAUAUCAUGAUAACAACCAUGACGUCAUUCAUAUUAUUGAAGACGAACUCUUUCCUCUUGAGGAUGAACAGAGAGGAUAACGUCGACUGGUUCCAUGGGAAAAUAUCACGAGAAUCUGCCGAGAAGUUGUUAAAAGAAGAGGGCGAAGAUGGUGUUUUCUUGGUACGUGAAAGCAACACUUCACCAGGAGACUAUGUUUUGUCAGUUUUGCACCAAGGUGAAGUAGUGCAUUACCAAAUUCGGAGGCAUGGCGAGGAUGCCUUCUUUUCCAUUGAAGAACACACAACAGUGCAUGGGCUGGACACCCUCAUACAGCACUACCGAGGUGACUCCAAUGGUCUCGUCACACGACUGUCUGUUGUGUGUAAGGGGCAGCCUCCACCUCACGAGUCACGCACCCAGGGGACCACCAAUCUUUUACACAGAGCAACGGAAGCCGGUGACUACAACAUAGUAUCCCAAAUGCUGGCAGUCGGAUACCACAGCCGCGACGCCAAAAACCAGGAUGGACAGACGGCGGUGCAUAUAGCCGCUAAAGCCGGGCGCGACAAAAUACUCGGGAAACUCAUAGAGAGCGGAGCCACCGUCAACGUGCGGGACUCGUUCGGAUAUACGCCAUUACAUUACACCUGCCAGAACAAUCUGGCAAGCACCGCUGAACUGCUGAUAACGAAGGGCAACGCUAACUACCAGAUGCGGCACGCGCCUACGGGGAAAGUACCUCUACACGACGCCGCGCAGAGGGGACACAUUGACUGCAUCAAGGUCCUGCUAAAAUUGAAAGCUCCCGCGAACCCGAGGACGUUGCAGCAAGAAACCCCAGCCGAUUUAGCGAAGCACCACGGGCAUACGGAAUGUUAUCAGCUAUUAAAAAACUACAAACCCGAGCCACCGCAAACCUCCAAAAGUGAAUGGUACCACGGCACGUUGAGCCGGGACGAAGCCGUACAAACAUUAGAACAGUACUGCAAGCAGAACAACUUAGUGGACAAGGCUACGGACGGCGUGUUCCUAGUGCGCUACAGCGAGCGGCACAGCAGCGCCACCUGCGUGCUCACUAUGCUGAGCGAAAACACGCCCUACCACUUUAUCAUAAGGAAGGAGGCAGCGGGCUGGGUGUUCAUCGACGACGGGCCGUACCUGGAGGGCGUGGAGCGGCUGGUGGAGCACUACGGCGCCGUGCCGGACGGGCUGCCCGCGCGCCUGCGCCACGCCGUGCCGCCCAAGCCCAAGCCGCCCCUGCCCGAGUUCUCAACAAUGCCCCGGACCAAGAAACCAUCACCGAGUCGAGCAGCCAUGAACCAGACGUUAUCCCUAGUCAAAAACGACAUCCUAAACAAUCAGAUCUCCGAGCCCGGCUCGCCGCCCGACGCCUUCGAGCUUCUCACCAGGAACCUCUCCUUCUCGUCGGACUUCAACAACGACAGCCUCAACAACAACGACUCGCUGGAUGACAACGACACGUAUAAAGUGCCCGUUAACAACAGCGCCGUUGUUGUUGGGGAGAACUAUAAUGAGAUAUCGAUUAAUUCCGACGGCCAGCUUUCCACACUGCAAGAUUUCAUCCCCAUGAGCGAGUUGACGCUAGGAGCGACAUUAGGCGAGGGCGAGUUCGGGUCCGUGCUGCGCGCCACGCUGGCCGCCGCGGCCGGCCGCGCCGCCGCGCCCGUCGCCGUCAAGACGCUGCACGUGCAGCACACCGACUCCAACCAGCACGACUUCCUGGCGGAAGCCAAGACGAUGAUGACGCUCCGCCAUCGGUGCAUUGUACGACUUAUUGGAGUUUCAUUGGGUCCCCCGCUAGCCAUGAUCCAGGAGCUGGUGCCGCUGGGGUCGCUGCUGGAGUACCUGCUGCGCUCGCCGGAGCAGGCCUCGGCCGGGUACGAGCUGCGGCUGUGGGCGUGCCAAGUGGCGGCCGGCAUGCGCUACCUGGAGCGGCGCCGCUUCGUGCACCGCGACCUCGCCGCCAGGAACAUACUGCUGGCCAGCAGACACCAAGCAAAAAUUAGUGACUUUGGUCUAUCACGAGCUCUCUCCAUGGACAGUUCGUACUACAAGGCGAGUCAGGGCGGCAAGUGGCCGAUCAAGUGGUACGCGCCCGAGUCCUACAACUAUGGCACCUUCAGCAGCGCCAGCGACGUGUGGAGCUACGGCGUCACACUGUGGGAGAUGUUCUCUUAUGGCAAGCAGCCGUACGGGGAGAUGAGGGGCACCGAGGCAAUACAAAUAGUAGAAAGCGGCGGACGACUAGAACGACCCGAGGAGUGCCCGGACGAGAUCUAUCAAGUCAUGCUAGACUGCUGGGAAUACAACCCGGACCGACGACCGACGUUCGGUCUGCUCGUCGACGUGUUCUCCCAACACCCCGACUACGUCAACAUUAGCCAGCUAGCCCUCGACAACGACGAGGUAACCGUCUAACAUUUACUUCAAUAUUUGCCUAACGCAGCGCUGCGUCUCUUUUGUUCUUUAUGUCGAUAAAAAGAGAUACAAUGCGAAUGUUAGGCAAAUAUUUGUGGAUGCCUUUAUGCCUUUGGCCCCGUAGGGAACU
Cydia amplana is the source of this 2842-nucleotide messenger RNA. It is a transcript of the gene Shark, whose product is annotated as tyrosine-protein kinase Shark. The record is from RefSeq and is a predicted model, not a curated record. NCBI's taxonomy places the organism in Eukaryota, Metazoa, Arthropoda, Insecta, Lepidoptera, Tortricidae. The coding region runs from base 298 to 2712 and encodes 804 amino acids. Gene Ontology annotation, molecular function: protein tyrosine kinase activity; ATP binding; protein binding. The transcript is spliced from 14 exons. Gene Ontology annotation, biological process: protein phosphorylation.